Neopelma chrysocephalum (saffron-crested tyrant-manakin) is the source of this 788-nucleotide messenger RNA. RefSeq names its product glutathione peroxidase 4 (gene GPX4). The record is from RefSeq and is a predicted model, not a curated record. The transcript has 7 exons. Gene Ontology annotation, biological process: response to oxidative stress. Gene Ontology annotation, molecular function: glutathione peroxidase activity. NCBI's taxonomy places the organism in Eukaryota, Metazoa, Chordata, Aves, Passeriformes, Pipridae.
GGGAGCGCGGCGGCGGCGGCGGCGGCGACGCUGCUGCGGGUCCCGGUGCGGAGCAUGUGCGCCCAGGCGGAUGACUGGCGCUCGGCCAAGGCCAUCUACGACUUCCACGCCCUCGACAUCGAUGGCAACGACGUGUCCCUGGAGAAGUACCGGGGCUGCGUCUGCAUCAUCACCAACGUCGCCUCCAAAUGAGGGAAGACCGCGGUAAACUACACUCAGCUUGUUGACCUGCACGCCCGAUACGCUGAGAGGGGUUUACGCAUCCUGGGCUUUCCCUGCAACCAGUUCGGGAAGCAGGAGCCCGGGGACAACGCUCAGAUCAAGGCAUUUGCUGAGAACUACGGGGUGAAGUUCGACAUGUACAGCAAGAUCGAUGUGAACGGGGACGAUGCCCACCCGCUCUGGAAGUGGAUGAAGGAGCAGCCCAAAGGGAGGGGCACCCUGGGCAAUGGAAUAAAAUGGAACUUCACCAAGUUCCUCAUUAACCGGGAGGGCCAAGUGGCGAAGAGGUACAGCCCGAUGGAGGAUCCCUACGUGAUCGAGAAGGACCUCCCUGCCUACCUGUAGCUCCGCUCCGCUGUCCCCCCGCCCGCCCCGGCCCCGCUGCCCCCGGAGCCUCCUCCAGCCCCAUGACGGGCUGCCCCCAAGCCAGGUCCUGGUGGGGCAGCCCCGACCCCCGGCGUGCACCGCUGGACUGAGGCCCCGGGAACGCGGCUGCCCCGGGCAGGAGCAGCCGGAGCCCCCUGGCAGUAACUGGAGUCCCCUGGCAAUAAAGACCUUAGGAAUGA